Molecule: messenger RNA, 9021 nt
Organism: Sphaerodactylus townsendi
Lineage: Eukaryota; Metazoa; Chordata; Lepidosauria; Squamata; Sphaerodactylidae
Gene: MECP2
Product: methyl-CpG binding protein 2
Exons: 4
Coding region: 92-1687 (531 amino acids)
Biological process (GO): negative regulation of transcription by RNA polymerase II
Cellular component (GO): heterochromatin; nucleus
Molecular function (GO): methyl-CpG binding; double-stranded methylated DNA binding; chromatin binding
Source: RefSeq, a predicted model, not a curated record
UUCCCGCCAAUUCUAACGGCCGCCGGGAGCGCGGCAGCCUCGCCCGGGUACGAGAGCCCGGGCCAAUAAUUUCGGGUGGGUAUCCUGAGUGAUGGGGCAGGCCGGCCAAUGGCAUCCAAGGGAGGCGGGGCCUGGCGCUACGGGUUUCCUCUCCGGCUCGGCCUGCCCCCCCCUCCCCCCCCCCCGCGGGUUCUUCGCUGCGAAGAAAAUGGCGGCGGCGCCGAGCGGAGACGAGGAGAGAUUACUCAAGACAGCUAACAAAGCCACAGGAUUUUCAGGGACACAAAAACAGCCCAGCCGUCCAUCAGCAAGGGAAGAAAAAUCUGAGGACCAAGACUUGCAGGGUCUGAAGGACAAGUCCUCCAAAGCCAAAAAAGCCAAGAAGGAAAGAAAGGAGGAGAAGCAACAUGAGCCUUCUGCAGAACCCGCUGAAGCAGGCAAGGCAGAGAUGUUGGAAGAAGCCGGAUCUGCUCCCGAAGCCUCGGCCUCCCCCAAGCAACGCCGCUCUGUCAUCCGAGACCGUGGGCCCAUGUAUGACGACCCUACCUUGCCCGAAGGCUGGACCCGCAAGCUCAAGCAAAGGAAGUCCGGCCGCUCGGCAGGGAAGUUCGACGUCUACCUUAUCAACCCCCAGGGGAAAGCCUUCCGCUCCAAAGUCGAGCUCAUUGCCUACUUUGAGAAGGUGGGUGACACUUCUCUGGAUCCGAACGAUUUUGAUUUCACAGUAACUGGACGCGGGAGUCCCUCUCGGCGAGAGCAGAAGCCUCCCAAAAAACCCAAAGCCACGAAAAUGUCUGGCACAGGCCGGGGUCGGGGCCGGCCAAAAGGGAGCGGUUCCAUGAAGGCCAAAGGAGCCGUUUCGGAAGGAGUCCAAGUGAAGCGGGUGACGGAGAAAAGUCCGGGAAAGCUGUUGGUCAAGAUGCCUUUGCAGUCCUCCACGGCGGGCGCAAAGGCAGAGGGCACCGGCGGGGCGACUACCUCGGCACAAGUCAUGGUUAUUAAGCGUCCCGGCCGCAAGCGGAAAUCCGAGUCUGCCCCUCAGGCUGUGCCCAAGAAACGGGGGCGCAAGCCAUGCACUGUGACGUUGGCAGCAGUGGCUGAGGCCAAAAAGAAAACAGUCAAAGAGCCGGUGGUCACGCCUGUGCAGGAGACCGUGCUGCCCAUCAAGAAGCGCAAGACACGUGAGACCAUCAGCAUCGAGUUGCCCAAGCCGGUCCCGCCCCCUCCGAGCAACACCGGCGAGCGGAGCCCGAAGGGACAGCGGAUAGCUGCCAAAAGCCCGGGGCGCCGCAGCAAGGAGAGCAGCCCAAAGGGGCGGAGUGGCAACACUGUGCCGACCUCUGCCCCUUCCUCCUCCCUUGGCAAGAAAGAUCAGCAGCAUCCUCCCCAUCAGUCACCUCCGGAGCCUCAAGGCAGCCCCCCAGCUCAGUCCCCAGAAAGCCCCAAGGACAGCAAGAGCCUCCUCACUGAAGCCCAGGACUUGAGCAGCAAGAGCUGCAAAGAAGAAAAGGCUCCCGAAAGCGACGGCUGCCCCAAGGAGCCCCCUAAGACUCAGCCCAGUGGCACGGCAGCACCCUACAAACACGAGCGCAAAGACACUGUGUCGUCCUCCGCAGCCGUGCCCCGGCCUACGAACAGGGACGAGGCCGUGGACACCAGGACGCCUGUCUCAGAGCGAGUCAGCUGACUGUGAGGGGGGCGAGCGAGCAAGUUGAGCGCCAGAGGAAACAAACAGAGGGACAGGCACUCCCAGCCCCACACCUCCCCCAGUUGAAACUCCAGGCAACUGCCGGGUAGGAUCCCCCCCCACCCGCCCUUUCUCUGCAGUGCCCCUGCUUCCAAGCAGUCAGCUUCUCCCAAACGAUUCUUCCUGUGUUCCCCUCCUCCCCCCAUUUUUUUAAUACAGACAAGCACAGUGUGGGGUGCAGAGACAUGCCUCCCAGGGUUGGAAGCCACUUUGCACUUUUUUUUACAGAACGGGGGCACCCUCUCCCUGCUGCCGCUGCCCCCUACCCCUACCCCUUCUGCCAGGCUUUGCUGCAUAUACUACUGACAAAGCCGGCUUCUUUGGCAGCGGAGGGGCAACUCCAAACUCCGACCUGUCACCCUGAUCAUGCUUGUCCUCCCUGUUACAGAGGCCCCACGGACAGAUCAGGGGAGGGAUUGGGGGCGGGGGUGUAUUCCACUCCACCUCCCUAGUGCCAUGUAAUGUAGUCGUCCAGUCUUAAUUGGAGUUCUGUAGUUUUCAGUAGGAUGUGUGCAUGCAUGUCCACGUGAGAAAGAGAGAUGGGGCCGGCCCGCCCCCUGAAGUUGAUAUUUCCCGUCUCCCCGUCAGACCAGCAAUUAGGAAUGACCUCCUCUCCCCCCAAGGACAGUUCUGCUGCUAAGAGGCCACAGGGGCAAUUGGAGGGGGGGCAGCUUUGGAAGAAUGCCUUCCCUCCCUGUGCGUAUCUUGAAAGGAGAGGGGCCUUUGAUUUCGUUAAAGCAAUUUGCGUGUGCCGAAGUGUGUGUUUGUGUGUGUGUGUGCGUGUGCGUGCGUGCGGGCACUCGUCACGUGCUAAGAGUUAAAAGGAGAAGUUCUUCCAGUCCGUGUCGAUGAUGUUAGCUUAGGGAACCGUUUGCACUAAUGGAGGCCUUUGCCCACCUGACCAGGAGGCUUUGGCAUGAAAGACAUAAGGGAGUGUGCCUGUAUAUAUUGUGGGGGGACGGGGGGGGGGGGGGGGGAACGGGGCUUUGACCGAAUAUUGGCUCACCUCUCCAGCUUAUUGCUGGGGCAGGAAGGUAGCUGAAUGUGUGUAAAAACUACCUGUAACUCUGUGCUGGGAUUGGUACGUGAUGAGGCUGAACUGAGAAACCUGGUAUCCGUCAUUUCAAAGGACUUCCUGACAUUUGCUGAACCAAGCUCUUCCAUGGCCAGUGAGCACCCUUUUUCCGCUCCCCGAGAAAGAGGGGCUCAGCGGAAGAGUAGCUUUAAUGGGAGAGGGGACCUGGUCGCCUACUGGUGGUUGUCGUCUCCACUCGUCCAUCAAGGAAUUGCGGAAUGCAGCACAAACAGGAUUGGACACCAGAGCGAGUCUGUACCUUCUUCCCGGGACAGCAGCAAGUGUGCCCCGAUAUUAGGAUACUGUUCCUGGGUCCAAGUUAGCAGUCUUGGCAAGGAAUAGAGCGUAAUCUUAACACACACAAAAAACACCCCUACCUUAAAAAAAAGUAAUCUUUUAAAAAGGUAGAGGGGACCUAAUCGCCUCCCCCAUCUAUUCCCGAUGCAAUGAAGUCAAUUUUCUUCUGUGUAUAUCAACAGAUUUUUGCUUUGGUUGUUGAGUUUCGAUCAGGCCCCGGUCCUGGCGGAGCCCGUCUUUAGGAGGGUGCCACUGAUAAAGGAGGCUUGACUUCAUGGCAACAUCUGGCAGGGUGCCCCCCUUUUUUUCCUGGGGUUCUGGCACAUCAGUUAAGACCAAAUUUUGUUCUCUCUCUCUCUCUCUCUUCCCCCCCCCCUCCCCCUGUAAGUCACUGCAUGUUACAUUUUUUUCCAGGUCGGUGUGUCCAGACCUGUUGUCAUCUCCGUGUUGGGAUCUGGGGCCUGCUUUAGAUUGGGACGCUGGUGCACAAGGUCAUGUGCUCACGCCUCUCCUCCCAUGCUGUUCUCUCAUCCCAAAAUGGGCAUUGUAGCCCUCUUUGUCUCAUUGCAGGCUUUGUGCGGACAGACUGGGUACACCUAACUUGCCCCAAAAUGGCAUCCCUGGGGCCAUUUUGGGUCAAGAAAACAUCUUGGAGGGGAAGACUUUGUGCUGCGGUCCUGAUACAAAUUGAGCCCAUGUGUGCCUGGGAAUUAAAUUCCCCGUGCAGAAUUCAAGUCAUAGGUUUGACUGGUAAACCAGGGAGAAGAUGGGGAAAGACUAGCCUAUAGCCAAACUCCAGGGAUUUGCAGUAAGUUGGGCUAGUUUCUAACUUCCUGUUGGGUGAAAACCAGAGCCUCCUUUUGGGCUGCGCGGCAGAUGAAGCUGGAAUCUGCUGCUGCCGCCAGCCUCGGGCGGGCACCUCCGAGGGAAACCGGUCUGGAAGCUGAGUUGUUUUUCAUUUGCCGGAAGGGGACAGUCUGGGAAGGGUGCUGUGGAAGCAUGGCAGAAAAUGUAAAGAAAGGAGGGACGGGGGCGGUGGUGGUGGUGGUGGAAUGGCUUUGGGGUACUUACAAAUAAAUCAAAGGGCUUUCUUUCCCCUGUCUCCCUCUGUGUGUUUUUAAGGCACAAACUUAUCUGGGGCGGAGGGACAGUUUGCCUUUCUGUCCUUCCUUUCUGCCCUUUGUCACAGAGAACCAGUGUGGGCAAUCCCUGGUUUUGGAGGUUUUUCUAACUCGUGGGCACAAUGGGAUAGAAAAUGAAACUGUCUGUGGAACGCUGGCAGAUGAAGCCAUAUUGGUCUGAAUUCUCCCUGCUGUGCCGCUUUGAAAAGCAUUAUUGGUUCCUCCUUCAUGUCAGGAGUUUGUGAAUUCUCUGCCAGGCCACUCUCUUCCCCCAGGAGAGCUACUUCCAAUAUAAGUUGAUUUGCUUGUUUGAUUUAAAAAAAAAACACCCUUUCCUAUUCAUCCUCUCUCUCCGUGCGUGCGUGGGUAGAAUGAUGCACUUUAAAGCCAACUGAGAUAUCCCCCCCGCCCUCUAAGAAGGAAAACACAGUUACAAAAGGAAACCCUACGCCCAUGGGACAACCACAUGGUUUGGGUAGUGCCUCGUGCUCGGCGUUGCAGCAGAGAGAUUAAGUUCUAUACGCAUAAGUCACUGGGGAGUCUAAACGAAAGUGAGACAAUACAAAUCUGUAUAUUUUUGAAAAGGGAGAAGCCGAGGUUGGGUGGUGUUCAGAUACAGCUAUGCCUGCAAACAGAUUGGAAGUCGUAAACAUGUCAGAGAAAUCCCCACCACAGCAGCAGUGGCUGUCUCCCCUGCUCGCAAGUCAUUUUUCCCCCUACCAACUUCUCAUGCCUACUCUCGUGUUUCAUAUCGCAUAUCGCAGCUGUUGGGCAACUGGGGUUUCCAGGCUUGGGUCAGCUCGUUCCCCCCCACCCAUUCCCCCCACCCUGGGCAGACAUCGAGUUCAUCCUGAAUCAAAUCGAUUGGUAUUGUGAAAGGGAGGGCUAGCUAGCGGGAGAUGAAAUGAAACCUGGCCCGCUCUCCUGUUGUAUGAAUGUUGCCGUUGAAGUUAACCGCUUCCCUGUGGCGAGUCGUCCAAAAGAUGUUUGGCAGUCUGCUUACACAUAGGGAGGCAGAGGAGACCCUCAAGCAAGCUCCACCCGCCCUCCCAUCCCUUCCUCCCCAGCCCAGCCUUGUCAGAGACUCGUGCGGAUGGAGUCCGAGAGGCCGGGCGAGAGGGCUCUGCCUUGUGAACCACCCAAUGUUUCUGUGUCAAGUGAAAAUAAACUUCUUGUUGGUUUCAAUUAUUAUCCAAUAAUGUGUAGAGUUUAACUUUAGGCCUAACUCUCUUUUUCUGUUUGGGGAUUUAAUUUCUGUUUUUUGUGUGUGUGUGCGUGUGUGUUUUUAAGGCACCAAGUAGACACAGGAAAAUUGUAUACUUUUAUAUAUCUGUAUAUUGCAUUAUAAAAUGAAGGGUUGCUCCCCUCCCCCCACUCUCUGCUUGUAACACCACUACCACAUCAAUACUGACAAAUAAGGAACGAAACGGCCUGUCGGGAAGUUAUCAGAUACGGCUUCUUGACCACUUUGGGGGGUCUUUUGAUAUCAUAGGACAAAACAGGAAAAAAAGUGACCCACCAAACCUGCUUGGCUGAACGGCCUUUUAGGUCCGGCAGUUUGCCCACAUUUUUGGAAGGGGGGAGGCAAUUAAUCAUGGAAUAGUGAAGCAGUGGUGGGGAAUAUAGGGUGGGGAAUAUAGGGUUCAGCCAGGACUCUCUUCCAUUUCCAGCUGGACAUCGCCCUAAUUAUACAUGUCACUAGCGUGAUUUUAACUCUGGAACUUAAUAGCUGCUUCCGAAGAACAAUUUGGCUUCACGUUAUUCGCUUACGAAAAUUCUGUUGGGUUCCUAAGUGAAUGACCUGCUGGCACUCUUCUCAUGGGGCCGACCUCUUCCUUUUUCAGAGCAAAUAAUGUUUUUUACCCUUUUCUGGUUCACUUCCAUCAUUUUCAGAGCUUGUCUGUGUCCAGUGGUUCCUUUUAAUCGUGUGCCUUGUGUCUUGGCCAGUAUAAAUUGGCAGCGCUCUGCUGUAGUGUGUCUCUUACCGGCUAGAAACUUCUUCUUCUUCUUCUUCUUCCUCUUCUUCUUCUUCCUCUCCUCCUCCUCCUCCUCCUCCCCUGGUUUAGCACAACCCUGGAUCUAAUUUUCACCACCAUCACUUCCUGUUUUUGACGCUGUGUGUCUAUAUAGGUCGUCGUCUUUUUUUACGCCAAGGUAGCACUGCAGAGAAAUAGGAUAGGGCAACGUUCUCGAGUUGAGGUUGCGAGAGGUCUGUCUUGCAUAUCAAACCUUUCCCCGGAUCAGCCCAAAUCCUGUCUUUUACAGUCUAUUUUUAAUCCAGUCCUUACAGGCAGGUAGUGGUCAUUCGCCCGUCUCUUCCCCUGUGCUUGCAUGAGUGUAUCAAAGGGUUGUAUACUCACUCAGUAAUACACUUUUGUAUAAAACUUCCAACCUCGGUUGGUGCUUGUAGCAUCAGGGCCCUGCCAGCGAGCAUCAGAUUCGAGACUGAUGCAUUUGACAACGGAAGGUAGAUCCAAAGGGGCUUGGCUUGCCAUCGCUUGACUAGCCAGCCAGCCCUCGCCGCAUCCCGUAUGGGACCACUUGGCGGAGGGCUGCAGAUGGUGGUUUGUUGCUCUCUGCCGUUUCCUGCCUGCAAGUUACUGAAAUCAGCAAUACCUGCUUGGGAGGUAGCAACUUCAAUUUGCUCUUCUUCCAAAAAAGCAAAUGGGUAACUCGAUCGAGCACAAACCGCAGUUCUGGGAGGGUGAAGGGAAUUUGACUAUAUCUUCCUAAUUGAGGGGGGGGGGGACAGACAGUUUCCUACUCUGUCACCUGGCUGGCCGCUGAGCUGGAGUUUCUUUUCCAGGCCUAUCCAGACGAACAGUGCUUGUUUCAGUUGCGGGCCUCCGCACGAACGGGUAAGUGGAUGAGUUGGAAGCGUUGUCCUUUUUGGUUUUCCUCGAGUGAGACAAAACAAAACCACCCCCCGCCCUGGCAACUUCCUUCUCUCCUCCCUUAUUGUAUUGGGGGUAAGGAUAGUGUCUGUCCCCCCUCCCCUGGCUUCCAUCAAAUGACACGCCGCUAACAACAAUCCAACUUCCUUCCGCUUCACGACUCCAUAGUGAUCACCGUAUGACCAAAUAUUAGAAAGGACUGUUAUUAAAUGUAUGCUGAGUGCUUGCUACCCUGUACAGCUCCUAAUCCUCCGUAGCCAACAACCUCUCUAGCUGGUGGCAGUUUUUUCUUUUUCUCCUUCAGACUUAUUAAAAUGUUUUUAGUUUGUUUUCUAAAUCCCAGAGACACAGAUUUGGGAUGGGGGGAAGGUUUUGUGGGUUUCCCACCCCCUUUUCUGCUAGUCUUUUCUCUGAGAAACUGUGGUGUUUGAGACUCUCAUUGUGUGUAGGGUUUUAUCUACCCCCUGCCUCCCCCAGGGGGAAAAAAAAGAAUGUCGGUGAAAACCUUAUGUGUAUUCUUUGAUGGUCUAUAAGUAUGUAUUGUGAACUUUUCUGUAAAGUAAUUGUUCCAGGCACAAACGCUUCUGAUUUUUUUUAGUGUAUUUUAAACAUCUGUAUAUAUUUUAAAAGGGAGGGAUCGUAUACUUUUUUUUUUUGCUUUAUCUGCUGGCAGUCAAAGAGAAAAGGGAGAUUUUGCUGAGCCUGUGGUGUAUUUAGAGAGUAUUUUGUAUAGUUUCUGUUUCCAACAAUCUGGCUUCAGUAGGCACGUCAGAUGGUCAGAUGUCUUCGUACAAACACUCAUUUGGCAGCAAAACAGAUGGGCCCGCUCCUGUAAGAGCAAUAAAGGGGAAUGCUGGUAUUUUUCUGCCAGAUUCCGAGUUGAAUGGACAUCACCAUUAGAGGAAGUGUCUAUGUUUCUGAAAAGGUCUAUGUACAUUUAAAAAAAAUUUAAUGUGAAGAAGUUGCUAUAUAAAUACAUAAUGAUGGGAACUUCUGACCCAUCCACAGCUGAUCCCCGGUCUGAGCGAAAUAACAUUUGUCCAAGAAUCUGCCAGAUUUCACUGUCGUAUCAGGACCAGACAGAAGUAGAAAUUGGAGCAGAUUCUGCCGAUUCUUCUUGAAAUCAAUUUUAAAAGGCUCAUUGUUCACGCUCCGCCCUCCCCCCCCCUCCCCAAAUUCUGGCUCCCCGAUUACAGCUUUCAUUUGGCUUGAUGUGUUUUUGGGACAAUUACUUUUAAGAACUCUUGAGUAGAUUGUUUAAUAAAACUUUAAAAUGGAUUGCUCUUUUUUGUAGGUUUUGUGUACAGCCAAAAAAAAAAAAAAGACUGAAAGCACUGACUAUAUUUAAAAAAAAGGAAAAAAAGAAGAAAUUUAUUAAAGGAAAAUUUGUAUAAUUUCAGUAAGAAAAUAACAAAAUCCGUCUGAAUGUAUAUGUAUAUGUUUAAAAAAAAUCUACCAACCCCCACCCCACCCUUGUAUCCUAUUUAUUAUAUAAAAAGUUUGCCUUAUAAAUUUACAAGAAAACAGCUUCUUAUUUAUGGGUGGUCUUAUCUUCUUUUUGGUUGUUAAGAAGCAAACAAUUCGAUUUAAUACCCUCCUUCUUUGAAAACAGAUACUGUGGCAACCACAUUUUUAUAUAUGUACGGUCAUUUAAAACAAAUUAUAUUUUUAUGUUAAAAAUAUGGGGGGUGGGGGUUGUCUUAAGGUCCCAGUCGAGCACUCAGCAUGCAUUCUUCACAGUAUUCUAGUUGCAUCUCAUGUUGGUAAGUACUGUAUUCUGUGCUAGCAUUGAAUUAUAAACCUCUGUAAAUGUUAUAGAUUUGUUUGAGCCUUUCUUUACGAAGGUGGAAUGUUCUGCCUUGCCAUUAAAAUAUAAUAUUUUUCCCC